This is a messenger RNA of Tripterygium wilfordii, 700 nucleotides long. RefSeq lists its product as uncharacterized. The record is from RefSeq and is a predicted model, not a curated record. Lineage: Eukaryota; Viridiplantae; Streptophyta; Magnoliopsida; Celastrales; Celastraceae. Bases 68 to 619 code for a protein of 183 amino acids. The transcript has 2 exons.
GGGUCCCUUGACUGUAUUUAUUACUGUGGGUAUCCUUCAAGUUUGCUCCUUUGAUUUUCAUUUUUUCAUGGCAUGCUUAGACAUGUAUAACAAUUCAGAUCACAAAGCUCAAUACUGUGCUCCUAUGAGCCCAAGAAUCUCCUUCUCCAAUGAUUUUGCUGACUCACAACACCAACAACAUAUUGUCAAGCAAGAGAGUAGUAGAAGCUCAUUCUCAAGAGAUCAAGGACCAGUGUCCACAGACUUUGAAUUCUCAGUCACAAACAACUAUUCCAUGAUGAGUGGUGCUGAUGAGCUUUUCUUUAAGGGUAGGUUGCUGCCAUUUAAAGACAACAACAAGACCACUCUUAGAGAAGAGCUGCUAGCAGGGGAUGAUGGUGAUGAUGAUAUUAUGCCAUCUUCACUUAAACCUCCUAAGAGUUCCACCAGGUGGAAGGGACUUCUGGGUCUGAAAAGAAAUCAUAUUGGCUCAUCCAAGAAAGCUGAAAAGAGUAGUGAAGUGUGUGAGAGUAGAAGGCCUGCAGGUUUUGUCCAUGAAGAGAUGAGCAAGACUACUUCACAGGAAAUGUUAAGCGAGUCUACGAGUUCAAAUUGCAGAGAUUGGGAGGUUGGGAUAUAGAGUGAGUUUGUAGAGAGGAAUUUUUUGAGGAGGAAGAUGGGACUUGGGGAGUGAUUUUCUUCUACCAUUUUAGGGGAGGUU